AUGGAUGAAGACCCACAGGAGGUGGCUGACCGAGAGCGCAUUUUCAAGCAUUGUGACAUGAAUGGUGAUGGGAAGGUAUCAUCCAGCGAGCUUGGGGAGGCCCUCAAGACCUUAGGGUCAGUGACGGAUGAAGAGGUCAAGCGGAUGAUGGCUGAGUUAGACACGGAUGGUGAUGGUUACGUCUCAUAUCAGGAGUUCACCCACUUCGCGCGAGCCAAUCCAGGCUUAGUCAAGGAUGGGCUUGACGGUGCGCGCGAUGCGCGGUGCGCGACAAUGCACGUGGUGCGCGUUUGCGUGCGUGGUCGUAUGCACAGCAUGCGUAUACGCUCACAAAUCGUCAUCUCCCUCGCGAGUCCCCUCCCGGCAGGCCUCGUCCAUCUACGUCCCUGCUGCAGGCCAAUAGUUAUCAGGUGUUUGAUGCUCGUCGCACCACCACAUGCAAAUCCCAUCGCGCCGCGAACUGAGCCCCGCCUCGCCGCGACAGAACAACGCCACACCGCGACCAUUGGUUGA
Molecule: messenger RNA, 513 nt
Organism: Striga hermonthica
Lineage: Eukaryota; Viridiplantae; Streptophyta; Magnoliopsida; Lamiales; Orobanchaceae
Source: the annotation of a GenBank genome assembly